Lepisosteus oculatus (spotted gar) is the source of this 5055-nucleotide messenger RNA. The record is from RefSeq and is a predicted model, not a curated record. NCBI's taxonomy places the organism in Eukaryota, Metazoa, Chordata, Actinopteri, Semionotiformes, Lepisosteidae.
UGUAGGUGUCAAGAGUGGCGCCAGUCCUCAGCAUGGUGGCUCUGUCAACUGUAUUUUGCCAGUGUCUACACAGGCUCCUUGCGCAGCCUCGAUUUCGAACGCGUGACCGGCACGUUCCUCGGCGCCGCCCUCUCCAGUGCCAGCCGCGGAGCGCUACCGCCUCCGUGGCUAAAGCCAUGUUGCCGUCCCCGAUGCAGGUGUCCCUGUCGCACUCCUCCUGCAAGUCUCAGAGCUGUGGGAACGGCUAUCCGGAGCAGAGCUCCGUGGAGUGGGACCCCAGCUCCUUCCUGUCGGCACACAAGCUCUCGGGGCUGUGGAACUCGGCUCACGCGAACGGGGGAGCGCACUGCAACCACGGAGCGGCCGCACACCCGCAGCAAGGCGACUCUAAAUGCUGUGUCUGUGUUGCUCCAGGUGGCACAGAGGGACCAAAUUGCCACGAAAAAAGGCCUUCUCACGAGGCCCCAGGGAAAUCUGCAAAGAUUGCUGGGACCAAGGUUUGUCCUUAUAGUCACCCAGCUUCCCAGAACUCCAGUGCGACAGCUCCAGGGUCUCCUCUUUCUACCUCUUCUGAUCUGUGCAAGACCACCCCCAAGCACUUGAAGUCCAUGUGCCGGAGGCCCACCCCUCCAGGUGAGGCCUUCCAUUCCACUGAGCACCAUCAGCACUCAGACCUAGCUGUGCCGCCCAACAGCCCCACUGGGCUGUCUUCCCAGCAUUCCUCACUGCUCCCUCCCAAGCAGUCCUCCAGUCAGCACGUGCACGGGACCUCUCCCAGCCCUGGGCUAACAACACACGCUCCGUUCACCCCUUUGGUACCGAACCUCCACGUGCCAGUAUCCAAAAUGGUAGCCGGACCAGACAACCCCGCUUCCCUACACAAGCCGGGAGCGUGCAAAAGCUCCCACAUUCCGGCAGUGAACACGCAGCACGCUAAACUGGCCCCCUCGCCGACAGGAUGUGGCCAUCCCUGUAACGGGCACAGCAAUGGGACUGUCACAUCUCCCGGCGCGGGACACGUGUCGUCUGGAGCCUGCAGGGACCAGGCGUGCAAAGGGCACAAGCUGGCGAACGGCACCGGCGCGGCGUGCCACCCGCCCUGCGAGCUGGAGGAGGGCCUGGGCGAGGACGAGGACAGCAGCUCGGAGAGGAGCUCCUGCGCCUCCUCCUCCACCAACCAGAAGGACGGGAAGUACUGCGACUGCUGCUACUGCGAGUUCUUCGGCCACAACGCGCCUCCCGCCGCCCCCACGAGCCGGAACUACGCGGAGAUCCGCGAGAAGCUGCGUUCGCGGCUCACGCGGCGCAAGGAGGAGCUGCCCCCGCGCCAGGACUCGGACCCCGCGGCGCCCGGCGCCAUCGACCACCGCGACGUGGACGAGCUGCUGGACUUCAUCAACAGCACCGAGCCCAAGCCGGUCAACAGCGCCAAGGCCGCCAAGCGAGCCCGCCACAAGCAGAAGAAGAAGGAGAAAGAAAAGGCCCAGCAGUGCAGUGCGGAACCCUUACACAUUGAUGCCCGGUCCUCACCCCCGGGGCAACCACAAGAGGGCGCUCCUGCGCCGGAGACAGAGGCAGGCCGGCUCCUGGAAUGGCCUCAGCUGGAGCUGGAGCGAGUGAACAGCUUCCUGACCAGCCGGCUGGAGGAAAUCAAGAACACUAUCAAGGACUCCAUCCGCGCCUCCUUCAGCAUGUACGACCUCAACCUGGACGUCAACGAUUUUCCCAAGAAGGCCGCCACCCUGGAGGGCAACCACCUGCUGUCGCACCUCAACGGCUCCUCCGACCUGCAGCAGAUCGACCUGGACCUCUCCCCACUCACCCUGGGAAGCCUCAAGAACCACCUGGUCAACGGCAGGGAGGGUCUGGCCGCCCAGGACGUGCAGCGACUCAACGCCACUCCCAGCCUCUCCAAGCUGAUCCGCGUCCGCUCUCCGGAGAGGAGCCCCGGGAGGAACACGUCUCCAGUCCCCUCCAGAGAGGGGGCGGCUCUGGGAGUGAAGAGCAAGGAGGAGAGUCCCGACGCGAAAGCCGCGGGGGCCGCUGGCAAGCAGAGGAAAGGAAAGAAGCAGCAGCAGCAGCAGCAGCAGGCGCCUGCUAAAGCUGUCAAGUCGGCCACUGGGAGUGAGCUCCAGAAAAACAAGGAAACCCCAGCGAGAGCAACGGGAUCGGGGAGCAACUCCAAAACGGGUCCCAAACCACCCGCCCAGCCGCCGGCAGCAGCGGAGUCCCAGAAAAGCCAUGUACCGCUGGCGAAGAGGCCUGAGGAGGGGAAGGUGCCCAGGCCAGGCCUCGGGGGUCCCGAUUCUGGUGGCUGCCGGCCGCCGGAGAAGAACGGAGCUGACAGCCAGGAGACAACUGGGGGAGCCAGGCCGGACUUGGAACCUGAGGCCCGAGUCCAUUUCCUCACUGCCGCCGGAUCCCAGCAGCCUAGAGGAAAGAGCAAAAAGAGCAAAAGCAAGAUGGAUAAAUCCAGCAGCUCCAUUGAUGACGUGUUCCUCCCCAAAGACCUGGAUGGGACCGAAAUGGAUGAAAUCGACCGGGAGGUUGAAUACUUCAAGAGGUUCUGCCUGGAUUCUGCCAAACAGACGCGACAGAAAGUGGCUGUGAACUGGUCCAACUUCAGCCUCAAAAAGGUUCCCUCGAACGCAGCUCAGUAAGCACACGAGCAGAAGAACAGACAGCCCAGCGCACACCUCCUUCUUCAUCUCCUCCCGCGCCACUUCCGCCACCCUCACCUCCACGGCACCCCCGAGACUCGCAGGCCUGCGUGACGCCCCAAAUCACCGCGGGCAGCUGGACUGGCAGCGGGCUGAAUCCUCCACCGCAGAAACCAAGGAAACUUUUCCAAAGCCGCUUCAUCUUUUCUGGGCCGUUUGUUGUGCGGCCAGUUACCCCCCAGGGCCCUGAGGCAUUCACCACCUGUGACACUCCACGUAUCUCCCAGCCAGUUUGUGUCACGUGUUCGGAAGAGACGAGCAGUGGCUGCAGCCUGCCCCCUCCAACGCAGCUGCCUGUCAACAUUAGCUUGCUAAUGGUUCUGAAGACUCUGCUGGUUGUAGGUCCACUGCCUUUCUCCCAUUGUGUGUUCAGGGGCCAUGUUAUACUGUCCUCACUCUUAUUGUACUAAGCAAGCAGUCACUGCUCAAUGCAGACAUUGCUUUUUAAAAAAUAAUCUGCCAGUUUGGCGCUUUCAAUUAGCAGAUCUCCAGUUUCGCAUCAGGUUAUAGCAAAUGGUUACGUUCUUAAUGUACUGUUCUUAUUCAGAUCCUCCUUCUUGGUGAUCUUCAACUCUGUUUUUAUUUCUUCAGAUCAUUGUUGUUUGUUCCUACGUAUUCGUACCAAUUUUAAAAAAUUUUACAGUGAAAUUCAACAAUUUCAAAAAUUGUUUAAGUUUUACUUUAAGUUGAGCGCAGAGGGGACAAACUGAGAGCACUUUUUAGGGAGACUAAAAAUUGGUACAUUAUUGUAUUCUGGCAAAAUCAUUCUCACAACAGAUGAGUGCACCUUGCUUGGAUGAUCCGAUCAUGGUCAUAUGGGAACUAGAAAUAUCCCACCACACUAAAAGUUUGUGCCGAUUAACAUUGCUUUGAGACCUUUUACUGGUUUUUAUAAUUCUCGAACAAUAAGAAGAGAAAUUGAAAACCAGUGCCAUCUGCUGGUUGUUUUGAUCACUCAUUUCUAUUACUAGAUAAAAGCUGGAUUGACAAUGUACCACACAUGUCUCAUUCGCAUCUGCUAUUGUGAAGCUUGAUGCUGUGUAGUGGUGGUAGGGGUUUUGAAUUGAACAUAAUGUUGGUCUCUUUCCACCACUGGAGAUGAUACAUCUUGCGCAGCAUUAAUUAGGACCUUGAUGCUUCAGAGUGAGUGGAAUCCUUACUGUCAGUAUAGUUGCCACAAAAGACUUUCUGUAAAUUUGCAGGACAAUAUGAACACGUAUGCUUCCAAUUGACACUGGUUUCAAUAUGCAGAUCUGUAAUACAAUAGUCCUUCUAUGACAAGACCUUAAAGUUUUUUAUAAGUCAUUAUAAUUAAGUACAAACCUGACAUGAAUUACAACACUAAUAGAAAACCUUUAAAAUUCUCUCAAUGUUGAAUAUUUGAAACAAAGUUUCUAACUUUUCAUUUGAAAAUAUGGAUGUAUCGAGAAUAUACUGGAUAUCUCUUAUUGUUGCAUGGAAUUUUAGAAUGACAUUGGCUUCAUUUUCCCCACUUCCCUUUUAAUUUAAUUUGACUUUAACCUCUUGUUAAAGAGUACAUUUUAAUCAACAUGGAUUUCAGUGUUUUACAGAAACUAAAUACCUCCUGCACAGCGGUCUCGGAUAGAGUUCUUUACUGUUACCGUACCCAGAAUGCUGUUGCUGUCAGUCCAAUACCUUGAUUCUGUUUUCUGUGUACUUCCAAGACUGUUUUACUGCAUGACAGCCUCAAUUAGUUGUGUUGUAUUAUGUCAGCACUUAAAGCAGCAGAGCUUUUGCAGUUAUGGUACAAUUCUUUUCUUUACUGUCCAGAUCCCUCUGUAAACUCUCUAUUGUCUCAAGCCUACCUGUUGUGUCAUUUCGUGACCACGUCAGCAGUGAUGUGUAACUGACAGUGCAUUUUUGUUCCAGUACUAGUACUGCUUUUACCUUUCAGAUACUGGAGACCCAUUCCCAGAACUGGGAAGUGGACUACAUUGUCAUAUGGGCUUUCUCCAUCGUGUUUCUCUACUAGCUGGGCAACCCCUUUAGAUAUAAGAUGAAAUACGUUUAAGGGGGAGGUUUGGGUUAUUUAAAACAAAAUACUUCCUUAGUCUGACAUGAAUGAGAUGAUGUUUUUUUUUAAAUCUAUUUUGAACUUUUUUUGUGUUUAAUAUUUUACACGAUCUCUGGUGCUAUCCAGGUUAUAUUAAACUACAAGACAAUAUCCUAAAAGUUUGGAAUGUAGAUUUAUACUGUACCGUUAAGAGCCAAAGUGUAUGUUGGCUUCUCUGUUUUUUAUUAUUCUUCACUUUUGAUACUGUGAAAAAUCUUUCAUUCUGAAAGGUUAAAACAAUACAGUUUUGACAAAAGAAAA